AUGCCUCAACAAAAAACACGUACUCAUGCUACACGAGCAUGUGAAUCUUGUAAAGAGAAGCAUGAAAAAUGUGAAAGACUUUCUGAAACUCCACACCCUUACGAAAUUGACUCUUACGAAACUACAACUACUGAAGCAUCCCCAACUACUUCUAUUGACCAAUCCUUUUAA
This is a messenger RNA of Scutellospora calospora, 171 nucleotides long. The record is from the annotation of a GenBank genome assembly. NCBI's taxonomy places the organism in Eukaryota, Fungi, Glomeromycota, Glomeromycetes, Diversisporales, Gigasporaceae.